Messenger RNA from Entamoeba nuttalli P19, 1530 nucleotides. Its product is annotated as Rap/Ran GTPase-activating protein, putative. Lineage: Eukaryota; Evosea; Mastigamoebida; Endamoebidae. The record is from RefSeq and is a predicted model, not a curated record. Gene Ontology annotation, biological process: regulation of small GTPase mediated signal transduction; activation of GTPase activity. Gene Ontology annotation, cellular component: cytoplasm. The transcript has a single exon. Gene Ontology annotation, molecular function: GTPase activator activity. Bases 1 to 1530 code for a protein of 509 amino acids.
AUGUUCAAAAGUAAAUUCUCUAAGAAAAGAAAUUCUACUUCUAGUGAACCACCACUUACUUGUUCUGAUAGUAAAAUUCCUACUGUUAGUCCACCAACAGAAAAACCAAAAAAGAAAAGAAAGGCAUCUGUUGGGUCUGUUUUUAAAGGAAUAGGAGAGGCUUUAACAUUUGAAAAAGAAAAAACAGCAGAAGAAAAAGCAAAAGAAGAACAAGAAAAUUUAAUGGUUCUUCAAUUAUUUAAACAAAAUUUAGAAUGUUUUGAAAAAUCAUCAGAACCAGUAUUAUUAUGUGAAUCAUUAACAGGUUAUAAAAGAAUGAAUAAAGCUAAAAUUACUAAAAGGGAUUUGGUAUUUGCUAUGUGUGGAGAACCUGUUUAUAAAGGUACAAUUAAAAUUGAUUGUUGGAGUACAUUAAAAAUGCCAAUUGACUCUUAUUCAACAAAACAAAAAAGAAAAUGUUUAAUUCCAUUAGACAUUGAAAAAGAUGGAUAUUGUAUUGAAUGUGAUGAAUCAAGUAUAGAACAAAAAACAGAAUUAAAAAAUAUGACAAUUGUUGACUUUGAAUCAGAAUUUCCUUUUUAUAAGGAAUUUUUCUAUAGAAAUCCUAAUGUUAAACAUUAUUUAUCUAAAGAAGAAAAUGUUAUAUGUUCUAUUCAAAGAUUUAAAGAAGUGUCUCGUUGUAUAUUAAGAAAUAAUAAAGGAGUUAUUCGUUGUCUCAUUGGAAAAGAAGAAUCUGAAAAACCACAAUGUUAUGACAAAUUCUUUAAUGAACCAAAAAAUGUUAUUUGUUUAGAUAAUACACCUGAACUUGAUGAUGCUUUAUUUGAAAUGGAAAAUAAAUCAAUUAUUACUCAUUUUAAAUUUGGAGUAAUUUAUGUUAAACCUAACCAAAAUGAUGAAAAUAAAAUCUUUACUACUAGUGCUAAGGAUUGUUCUCCUGCUUUCUGGAAAUUUUUAGAUUUAAUUGGUAAUAAAAUUGAAUUAAAUGGUUGGACUGGUUAUAGAGGUGGGUUAGAUGUCAAAAGUGGUAGUACAGGAACUCAUAGUUAUAUUUCUCAUACUCAUAACUUUGAAAUUAUGUUUCAUGUAUCACCUUUAAUCCCAUUACUACAAGAUGAUGGACAAGGACUUGAAAGAAAACGACAUGUGGGUAAUGAUGUUGUUGUAUUAAUUUUUAAAGAACAAAGUAAUCAAAAUGAUACAUUUGACCCAAGAAUAUUAACAAGUCAUUUUAAUAGUAUUUUUAUUGUUGUAACACCUGAUAAACCAACUAUUGAUAAUAUACAUUAUAAAGUUACUGUUUGUGCAAAAGCUGAAAUUAAUUCUUUCCCUCCAUAUCUUAAUGAAACAGGAACAUACUUCCAUGACGAUAUUUUCAGAGAUUUUAUACUAAGAAAGUUAAUAAAUGGUGAAAGAACUGCCAUGUUUUCUCCAACAUUUAGACUCAAUUAUAAAAAGACAAUCAAAGAAGAAAUUAAAAACAUAAAUGAACAAUUCUAUAAACAAGACCUCUUUGCUGUGUUGAAGUAA